Messenger RNA from Lactuca virosa, 1503 nucleotides. Lineage: Eukaryota; Viridiplantae; Streptophyta; Magnoliopsida; Asterales; Asteraceae. The record is from the annotation of a GenBank genome assembly.
AUGCAAACUAAGGCAGAGAUGCAAUCGGGUUUAGGCAUAGGGAGGUUAAAUUCUGCGUCCAUCACUAUCUUUUCUUUUCUUUUAGGAGGUGUAUGUUCUGGUAUGGCUGGUUAUGUUGGCAUAUGGGUUUCUAUACGUGCUAAUAUAGAAAUUUGUGAUGGUGGUUUCUCUGUCUUGGUGGUGGUUGGUAUGGUUGUUAUUGGUGUUGCAAUCAUGUAUGCCACAUUCUAUGUUUGGUUAGGUGUGGACACACCUGGAUCAAUGAAGUUUAGUAAGGAACCUGGUAAACACUUAGAGGAAUGCAAGCUUAAGGUCGUGUAUAUUGCUCUUCAGGGGAAUAACAAUUCCGGUGAUGCUCCCAAAAAGAAUUCUGAUCCUAACUCUGGGGAAGGGGGGGUUUGUUUCUCCAGAGAAGCCAAGUUGGAAUUUUUGAAGCAGAAGAGGCUUCAACGGAUGCAAACAGACACAUUAAAUAAUGACAUUGCAUAUGUGACUAAUCUGAUGUCUAGAAGCAAUGGAGAUGCCUUAAGAGAUCCCGCAUCCUGUGAAUGUCCAGUAUAUUCCCCAAGUAAAGAAGAGUUCCAGGACCCUUUGGCUUUUCUCCAAAAAAUUGCCCCUGAAGCUUCAAAAUAUGGUAUACGCAAGAUUGUUUCCCCUUUGAGUGCCUCUGUUCCAGCUGGCAUGGUUUUGAUGAAAGAGAAAGUUUGUUUUAUGUUUACUACAAGGGUGCAGCCCCUUCGUCUUGCUGAGUGGAAUACUGAUGAUAAAGUCACAUUUUUCUUGAGUGGAAGAAACUCAAGCAAACUUGAUGAUAACUCUUUUCUCGAUCUUCUUGGUGAAAAUGCCACUUUAACAGAGUGUGAGCAUGAUUCUGGGAUCACCAACGCAUUUAUAUCAUCAAUGUGUGCUUCACCUGAUCUAAUAUUGCAGCAUUUCCUGGAAGUUAUAUCUAUUUCACAUAAACUAAGAUUAGAAAGGGCAGUUGAUGAUCAAAUCAAAGGGGAUUCAACAAACUCUUCUGAAGCAUUCUCUUGUUUUCUGAAGCAGGCUCCAUUUUAUGUGGUGUUUCCAGCUAUUAUAAGCUUUGGAUGCUUGUAUUUGUCCAAGUCAUCCAACCUUCAGGACUUGCUGAUUGUCAGAUAUACAAGGGUUGGAACUUGUUUUAUAGGAUUGUCAGAUAUACAAGGGUUGGAACUUGUUUUCCUCAAACUAAAAAAAUCGUCCCAUGCAUCAUCAACAGAACCCUCAUCCGAGCCUCUUCCUGUGUUGUUGCUGCUUCUCUCUCCUUCCUUCGUGCAAACUACACAUCAAAUCUCUUUAUCAUUAUUAUUAUAUUCUCUUAAAAUAAAAAGUAAGCGCAUGUAUGUAUAUACCUUGUCAGUGGCAAAAGCUACGGUGUUCCCACAUUCAACAUCUGUUAUUGCUGACCUUGUUGUUCAUCAGUUGGAAUUAAUAACUGAUCUUCUUGGGACACCAUCAACAGAUACCAUUUCUGGAGUAUGA